This is a messenger RNA of Hemibagrus wyckioides, 2741 nucleotides long. RefSeq names its product zinc-binding protein A33. The transcript is spliced from 6 exons. The coding region runs from base 362 to 1447 and encodes 361 amino acids. The record is from RefSeq and is a predicted model, not a curated record. NCBI's taxonomy places the organism in Eukaryota, Metazoa, Chordata, Actinopteri, Siluriformes, Bagridae. Gene Ontology annotation, molecular function: protein binding.
CCAUGAGCAUGUGGUGUGUUGUGUGACAGAUAUAAACCCAGUCUCUUUGUUUGCGUCUUUUAUCUUAGCUGUUGCUGUCUUAUCAUGAUGAUGGACUGGGACAGUACAGUGUUUUGAAAGUCCAUGCAUGUAACAUAUGCUUUCAGUCGGUUACAUUUUUGACCAAUCCUUCGCUCCUGCACCCUUUGAUUUAUUACUCUUCCAUAGUCUCUGUCCUUCUCUCUCUUUCUCUCUCUCUCUCUCUCUCUCUCUCUCUCUCUGUCUCUCUGCCCCCCCCACCUCUUUUUAACCGAAAAACUCUCUCUCGUGUGACGUCCUGAAGGUUUAUCUUCCUUCGCUUGCCUCUAACAAGGAAACUGGAAUGUACACCAAUCACAUGAAGGACUCAAACAACAACUUCAACAAGUCUCUUCUGAAUGACCAGAAGGAGAAACUCAUCCAGGCGAUUAAGAAGAUUAAACAUGAAGUGGAUGAAUGCCAUGAAGCAGAGAAAGACACUUUUGUAGAUGCAAUCGAUGUGGAGAGUCAGUUUGAGGACAUGGAGCGGGAAAUCCAAGCUGAAUUCCAGAACCUUCAUAACUUCCUGUAUGAGGAAGAAGAGAGAGACCUGGAACGGCUGAGGAAGGAGCGGGACAGACGAGUGAAAAUGCUGAAGGAAAGAGAGAGGAAGAUUGCCAUGCAGGGUCGAGACCUGGAGAGGGCCAUCGAGACUCUGAACAGCAAGCUAGCAGAAGACGACAGUCCUAAACUGCUGAAGGAAAUCAAAGAGCUCCUGAAGAGAUGUGAGGUGAAUUUUGUUCGUCCGGCUCCGGUGGACAGCGAGAUUUGCUCAGGACAGUUUCUGGGUCCUGUUCAGUACAGAAUCUGGAAACACAUGAAGGCUUCUCUCUACCCAAACAUAUCGUUGUUGACCUUCGACCCUGAGACCGCUCAUCCGCUGCUGACCCUUUCGGGUAACAACACAACGGUGCAUUUCCAGGAAGACAAGGACACAGUUGCGGAUGACAACAAGAAACGUUUCCACUAUUAUUACUGCGUGAUGGGUCGAGAGGGCUUCAUGCACGGUCGGCAUUACUGGGAGGUGGAGGUGCGAGGCAAGACGGCCUGGCGCCUGGGCGUGGCCAGGGAGGACGUGUGCCGUGGCGAGAUGGACUCAUCCACCACAGCAAAUGGGUUGUGGACACUGGCGUUGAAGAACAGCUCAAUCGUAGCCUGCACUGACCCCAAGCCUACGAUCAUACGCACUGCCACUCUGCCCGUCCGCAUCGGCGUCUUCCUGGACUGCGACAAGGAGGAGGUGUCCUUCUACGACACUCUCACCAUGAUGCCGCUCUUCUCGUUCUCUAUGGAUUCCAUUCUCGUGCCUAUUUACCCGUUCUACAACCCUUGCGAUACAGAUGAUGGGAGGAACCUCGCCCCUAUCACCAUCUUCCAUCCCUCGCUCUGACAGGAGGAUUGAGCAGAUGGACUUCUAAUCUCUAAGAUUUCUCAGAAAUGGUAUAUUACAAAAAAACCUCAAGAAUAGCUGUUGAUAUUCAGUAUGUUGGCUCUUUCUUUUUCUUUUCAUUUGUUUAAUAGUGUGUGUGUAUGAAAGGUUUGAUGUCUUGCAAGAAUUUUCAUGUGGAAUAAAAAUGAAUAGAACAAUAAUCAUCAAUGUCAGAAAUGAAAUCUCUCUGGAUUGAAGGUUAGUGCAGACAGAAUGAAUGAUAGAAGAGAGGAAGAGCAGUAAAGGAAGAGAGAGAGAUAAUGUAAAUGAUUGGACGGAUGUUGAGUCAGUGUCUGGGUUUUAUAACGUUCACUUCAUGCUGCCUAUAAUUAUCCUAGUCACCUGCUGAACUCGGCACAACGUAGCUACAUCUACUAUGUGAACAAUACACAGGGAUGAAGUGUGUGUGUGUGUGUGUGUGCUGUCUUAUAGCAUGACUGACACUGUUUCAAAGCACAUUUUUACAAAAGAAGAAAAACUCGGAACCCUUUUUUUAGACCUUGCUUUUUAUUAUAACAUAACAAACGUCAUGUUCCUUCACAAAACGUGUGCAUUUGUGUCUGUGCAAAACGAAACUACAGAGAUGGACAGACUGGAAAUAGGUCAUCGGAGAGAACCUGGGCCGUGUGAUGGACACGAGACGGAGGCAGGUGGAACUGUGUGUUGUCCUGCAGGACGUCGACUAGAGCACAUACACACAUACACACUCCGUCGGUUGCGGACCUUUUGAUGUAACUGUAACUCCCCAGUGCUAACAACCUCGCUGUCCUGUUGUCAUGCUCCAUCUUCUAAGCUUUUACCACACACACACUCACACACACAAUGAGUCAUAGACACUGAGCAUCCCAUGCAGCUAAAGCACGUAUAACUCUGCAGUGAUAACUGGGAUUGAUGAGAAUUAAGCCUAAGAGUUUGUGUGUACUUUUAUACAUCUGAUAAGGGAAAUAAAAAAGUGUGUAAAGUCGGUAGAAGCUUGGCAUAAGAAUCCUUGUCUGUGUGUAUUGCGUUGAUUUGUUUUCAUCAUACACUGAACCCAAACAAGUGUCUUGAUUUAAGACAAUAAAUAUUACACAAAGCUGUCUAAUGAUCUCCUUUGCGUGCUUUAAUCAUUUCAGAUUCCUUUCUGAGGCUAAAAUGAAUGAACAAUCUUGGAUCCUGUGACUUGAUAUCAGUGAAAAGAGGGUGACAAUAAUAGAUAAUGACAAAGAGCUUAAAGCAUAGCAAUUUAAGGAUACGUUAAUCGCCUGAAAUGUAU